CCGCGUGUGGUCAGUGUUGUAGCUCGUGUCUAUGCGUCUUGUUUACGUAAAGUUACGGUAAACUUUGUAAAUAAGGUAUUAUUUUCAGAAAGAAAAAAAUGCCAUCCCCAAAAGACUUGUUGGCACAGAGGAACAAAUUGCAAAAUGAAAUUCUGGCACUGGAGAGCAGUCUUGGAAAUAACAGCAAUAUUACAGACCUGCUUUCUUCAGACAAUGACAGCACUGACGACUCUGAUGACAGUGGACAUGCAGGAGAAGAAGCUGUACAUAGAAACUUGGAGGCAGAGCGACAGCAAAUACAGAAGGAGAUAAAAGAGCUAGAGGAGACGCUUGGUGCAGACGCAGCACUAGUUGAUGUCCUGACAGACAGUGAACAUGGCGCUAACAGUCAGACUGAUUCUAGUGAUGAGGACGAUGAGCUGGUUCUUCCUCAAAAUUUGGAAACUUGUCUGCAAAUGAAUCUGGUCUAUCAGGAGGUGCUGAAAGAAAAACUCAAUGAGUUGGAGCGCCUACUUAAUGAAAACCACCAACAACAGAAAGAUAUUGAAGCGCAGCUCUCUGGUCCUGCAUCCAGCUCCCCUGGUUUGCCUCAACUCAGACUCUUUCUUGGCAACUUUAUGAAACCGUUUUUCAAAGACAAGCUCACUGGUCUGGGCCCUCCAGCAAAUGAAGAAACCAAAGAAAAGAUGAUUCAUGGGACCAGACUUUGUGAUGAAAUCAAAAUUAAAAGAUGGGAGGCAUGGCAGAAAACUUUGCUGGUGAAAUCGGUGGUUUCAGACACUAUGAAACAUAUGAUGCAACCUAAAAUGUCCAAGAUGGAAUACUUGACUGCAAAGUUGUCUAAAGCUAAAGAAGAGGAAAAAGAAGAACUAAAAAAACGUAUUGAUGUUUUAGAAAAGGACAUUGCACAAAUAAGCUCAAUGAAGGAAGAAGAGCUGUAUGGGAAUCUACAUAAUGAUCAUGACUGGGACAAAAUAUCAAAUAUUAAUUUUAAGGGCUGUCGACAACCUGAGGAUUUGAAGAGAUUCUGGCAGAAUUACCUUCAUCCUUCUAUUAACAAAUCAACAUGGAAGGAAGGUGAGAUCAAGAAGCUUGCCGAGGUUGCAGCACAGUUCAAAGCCCGCCACUGGGACAAGAUUGCGGAGGCACUUGGGACCAACAGGACAGCUUUCAUGUGCUUCCAGAUAUACCAACGCUACGUCUCUAAAACCUUCAAGAAGAGAGAGUGGACUAAAGAGGAGGACCAGGUCCUCAAGGAACUUGUGGAAAAGAUGCGAAUUGGCAAUUUCAUACCCUACACUCAAAUGGCAUACUUUAUGGAGGGUCGGGAUUAUGCCCAGCUUAUUUACCGUUGGACAGGUGUUCUGGAUCCCUCGUUAAAAAAGGGCCCCUGGACAAAAGAGGAGGAUGAGUUACUGCGGAAUGCUGUGAAAAAGUAUGGGUGUAAGGAAUGGUGGAAAAUUAAAAAUGAAGUACCUGGCAGGACAGACGGUGCAUGCCGGGACAGAUACUUGGAUUGUCUCCGGGAGGGUGUGAAGAGAGGUCCAUGGAGUGAUGAAGAAGUGGAACUGUUGAAAAAACUGGUGGCGAAACACGGUGUUGGUAAAUGGUCUAAAAUUGCUGCUGAAAUUCCAAACCGGAUUGACUGCCAGUGUUUAAACAAGUGGAAAUGGAUGACACAUCAGGCUGCUAGAAGAGGUAAGAAGAGAGUACUUAAGACAAAUUCAAAACGAAGGCCUCCAUCAAAAAGAAGAAUCAAAACAGAAGAGGACUAUCUCACUGGAAGUGACUCCAGCUCUGAAGAAGAAAAUGUGGAGUACAUGGACAGCAGUGAUGAGAAUUCUAAAAAAAGUGUCCCUGAAGUGGAGGACUUGCUUCCUAGACAAGAGUACAUCCAGCCAGACAUAAAGGAAUGGAUUCCUGUUGUUAGGAGGGCACAAAUGCAUUUUGACAUACAUGUGAGGAGUGUGCUGGUCAGGUCGCCCACAGAGGAGGAUAAGCAGGGUUGUGGAGAGGGUGCUGACAACUCUACUAGGCUGUACUGGAAUACUGUGCUGAAUAGAAGAGGGAACUGUGUUAAAAUGUUUAUAGGUGCAGAUCCUCUAGCUUUGCUUGAAAGGAAUUUGAGGAAUGAAAAUGUUAUGAUCAAAGUACCUGCAGACGAGGUUAGGCACUUGUUGAAUUGGAAGAGACGAUUUGUUAAUACUAAAGGGAAAAGAGCCAAAACCAGAAUAUCUUCAGAUGAAGGACAAAGCUUUGGCCAAAAUGAUGAACUAGAGGAAAGAGGAACAACAAGUGGCAAGAAAAUCAAACAUUUAAAAUCCAAAGCUGCCACCAAAAUGAACUAUAAUCUUAUGAUAGCUGUUUCUCCAUGGGUUGGAAAUGUGUUAAUCCCUCUGCCUUUAGACGAAAGAGUGUUUUGUGAAGCUGAUGUUGUUCAGACUAGAGCAGCAAAUAACCCUCCUGAAAAGAUGCCUGUGUUUUCACUUCUUCUACAAGCUCUUCACAUUGAUACUGAAGGUUGCAAGAAAGUGAUUGUAAAUCGCAAAACUGAGGUGCCCUUGAUACCCGACCUGAGAUUCCAGAGAGCAAAGCGUUCUUCUUUUAAGACAGUCGCACAGAUGCUUGAUGAAAAAAACAAGCAGAAUGAACAUCGUAAACCCCAAGGCCCUAAUAAUCUUUUACCAUUCCCACAAUUAAUCAAACUGCUUCCUCAACAACAAAGAAACACCCCACAGAACCUGCACCCCACUGGUCCUACCGUACAACAAACAAUUGUUAUUGCCCAGAAAAAUACACAGCCUGGUGUAGGAUGUUUGCCUGCUGUUGUACAGCCAGGUUUGCAGUUGCCAAUUAACAAAGGGAAAUCUGCACAGUCCGUAACGAGUCCAACAACCUUAACGUCUAGUCUGUCUAUUACUGAACCUUCUGCAGAGACUUCCGAAGAUACAGGAACUCCAAAACGCAAACGCAAACUAACAAUGAAGGCACAAGCCUUAUUAGAAAAUGUGAAAGCCAAAGCUUCUAAAAAACAGUCUGCUAAAAAACAGCAAGGAAGUGAAGAGACCCCUACAGUUGCUCUGUUACCACAAACUACAGCCUGGCUUAUCACCCCUAAUGGUUUUGUUCCUGUGGCUGGAAUUCAGAUUAAAACUCCUGUUGCUGGGCAGAACUCUGUUCCCAGCACUGUCUCAAACAACCACAAUGUUUCUUUACCACCUUCUUCUACUACUGAUCCUGGUGAUGCCUCAACGUCUGGUACAAGUGUACCUCAGAUUUCUGUUGCCCCACCUAACACAAAUGUUACUGGAUCUACCAUCCAGGAACCCCCUUCUAAUGAAGGCAUUGUAAAUAUUAUACCUCAGCUGCCAGUUCAGUCACCUAUAAUGGUAAACCAAAACGGUUCCCUUGCGUUCCUUUGCAAUUUUGUGACACUCACAAUUCCUUCAGCAGCACCUGGGGUAAAUGAAGCCGGUGCCUCAUCCUCGUCUUCUGGGCCCAAUUUGAACCCCGUGCUAUCUUCCAUUCCCAUUCCCAAUGUCUCUUCAGCUUCUGGUGUUACGAGUACACCUUGCAUUCCUUCAGCCAGUAUUGGUGCAUCUGCUUCUGUAGUGGCAAAACCUUCUCUGCAGUGCAGUCCUCAAUUAGAAUUAAGCCAACCAUUUAGAGUAAACCAGGAUGGCUCUUUGGUACUUACAAAUGCAGCAGGACCACCCCAACCUGCCCCUAAUGCAAAUUCCUCUGGAAAUUCCUGUCUUCAACCCAGCUUAGCGUCUCCCAUUAGUAUAAACCUUGAAAAACCUAGGUUUCAGGUUGGGCCUAGUUUUCCAAUUGGGCCUUCCAUCCCACAAGCCAAAACACAGCAACCUCAGUCCAUUCCCAGCCAAACUGCUAAUGCCUUAACAUUUGAUGCUAACCUUAUAUCCUUCGAGCAUCGAGCUAGAACGUUGGAGUGGAUGAAGGGCAAUGGGGGAAUUACACUGCCUGAACAAAACAAGAAAAUGCCUUAUCUUCCCCCGUUUGUUAGCACCAUCAACUCAUUGGCGUCUUUGCUAAAGGUGAAGGAGUCUUUGUUGACAAAAGCAGAGCAACUCCUUCCUGAAGAAGACAGAGACAACAAUGACGAGGAAGCUAAAGUAGCAGCUGUGCGUAAACUUGUGUCUGACAGGUUCAAAACCAACCCGGCAUACUUGCUUUUAAAGGCUCGUUUUUUGUCAUGCUUUACAUUACCUGCCUUUCUCGCUACAAUACAACCAAGCAAGGACUCCAUCAGUGAUGAAGGUUGCGGUGAGGAAGAAGAAGAGCAGGAUAAGGGCAAAGUAAUGCCAGAAAAACAAAGUGAAAAUAAAGAUCAGUCACAGACCGUGGAUUCCCUGCUUAGUGCAAAUGAAAGUGUCACAGCAUCACAGUUUCCUGGAAUUCAAUCAAGAAAGCCAAGUGACAGUGAUAUUAGUUCAUAAUGAACCAGCAGCAGCUCAAAAAUGUAACAUUAGUAGCUUGUUUCCUACCAGUUAAAACAUGUUAUUUAUAUAAUGUUAUGAAUGUAUAAAAUGUGUUACUUGCAUUAUGGUUUUGUUCAGCAGUGGAAGCUUAGCGGUUAAUGUAAUGCACUAAUGAUCAGAAGGUUGCUGGUUUCAGGCUUUAGACAUAAGUAUCAUGUACAGAAAAAUAAAUGAUAUUGUUUAUUUGAAGUUUACUUAUUUUUCAAAAGUUAUUUAUAAUAAAAACGUUUUUAAUUA
This is a messenger RNA of Trichomycterus rosablanca, 4739 nucleotides long. RefSeq names its product small nuclear RNA activating complex, polypeptide 4 (gene snapc4). Gene Ontology annotation, cellular component: snRNA-activating protein complex. Gene Ontology annotation, molecular function: RNA polymerase II cis-regulatory region sequence-specific DNA binding; RNA polymerase III type 3 promoter sequence-specific DNA binding. NCBI's taxonomy places the organism in Eukaryota, Metazoa, Chordata, Actinopteri, Siluriformes, Trichomycteridae. Bases 99 to 4460 code for a protein of 1453 amino acids. The transcript has 25 exons. The record is from RefSeq and is a predicted model, not a curated record. Gene Ontology annotation, biological process: snRNA transcription by RNA polymerase II; snRNA transcription by RNA polymerase III.